Messenger RNA from Bufo gargarizans (Asiatic toad), 1540 nucleotides. RefSeq names its product 1-phosphatidylinositol 4,5-bisphosphate phosphodiesterase gamma-1-like. Lineage: Eukaryota; Metazoa; Chordata; Amphibia; Anura; Bufonidae. Gene Ontology annotation, molecular function: phosphatidylinositol-4,5-bisphosphate phospholipase C activity. The record is from RefSeq and is a predicted model, not a curated record. The coding region runs from base 936 to 1463 and encodes 175 amino acids. The transcript is spliced from 4 exons. Gene Ontology annotation, biological process: phosphatidylinositol-mediated signaling; positive regulation of epithelial cell migration.
UCCUCUGGGCGUCCAUUGCAGAAGGCUGGAGACAGGAGCUGCAGCUGCAAGAUAAGGAGUGGGGAAUGUACUGUGCACCAGUGACCUGUCAUCCUGAUCCAGCUCUGCACUGGGGAGGGGGCCUGUGGGGCUGGUGCAUUAGUGGCCGCACAUCCAGGCUGUGUGCUCCUGCUGGACUGUCAGGCAGCUGCCACCCCGCAGGCUGCAGGCGAUCCCUGUGAAAUUGGAUUAGGCUCAUUACCAGCAGUGAUUCGCAUCAGACCUUUUCUUUCCAUGACUCUGGAUAUUAUCCAGCUAUUAGGAAGAGCAUUAUCCAGACCAUGACUGGUCCCCGAGGAGCAUCCUGGAUACCAGGGAUUCAUUGUAUCAGGCUACUAGUGAGGGUCUUCAUUAACCCAUUAGUGCAGCCUGUCUUCUGAGGCGGUGGUCUGCCACAUACUAGAAGGUCCAGCAUGCAGCUGGGGACCCCUUUAGGAUCUUCUCUCCAGAUAUUCCCCAGUAUCUGAAGCUUUUUGUACUCCAUCUGUUGACCCCCACCCCUUCUGAGUGGACCAGCCUCAGACAGACAAGGAAGGAGGGGUCCAGAUCCAAUCUGCACUUGUAGAGGGUGGAUCUAGGUGUGGUCUCCUUCCAUCCCUCUCCUCCAUACACUACCCAAGCAAGGGGAGAAGGGGACAUCACCAUCGCUUAGACUGGAAGUUCACACACUUUUUUUGUGGAAUUGCACAGGAUAGACUUCAUAUGCACUGGGUGUUUUUCUAGGCCAACUGAACACCGUGAAUGGACAGCUCCUGGAUCUACUGUGGACAUCCCCCUGGAUGGUAAAGCUCAUGUGAUGCCGCUUCUUCCGUUCUGUGAUCCGCAGGUUGCUGCAGGACCAGGACUUUGGAAGGUCCCGGGUGACAGGCGGUGAGGAACCCGCACCUUGCUCCAGGAUGUCCGGCUGCAGAAUCGUCAACAUGAACGGAUUCCUGGAGGAACCCAGAAUGGAGACAGGGGACAUUAACCGGACUAUGAGGCACCUCGAGACGGGGACGGUCCUGACUCUUUUUUACCAGAAGAAGUCCCAGCGCCCCGAGAGGAGAACAUUCCAGCUGAAGCUAGACACCCGGCAGGUGAUAUGGUUCAGGACCCCCGAGAAAGUGGAGGGUGAAAUUGAUAUCAGAGAAAUCAAAGAGAUUCGCCCUGGGAAGAAUUCACGAGAUUUCGAGAGGUACCCGGAAGAUGCCCGCAAGCUGGACGCCUCCCUCUGCUUCAUCAUCUUGUAUGGGGCGGACUUCAGACUAAAGACCAUCAGCGUGGCCGCGUUCAGUGAAGAGGAGGUGACCCUGUGGAUCAGCGGCCUGACCUGGGCACUGACUGACACCCUGAGCUCACCCAGCCCUCUACAGGCGGAGCGGUGGCUGAGGAUGCAGUUCGAAGCAAUGGAUCGGGCCAAGGACGGCAGGUACGAUUGUAUCUAAUUUUUGGGGAAAAUAUUACAUUCAUGUCUCUGGACUUUAUCAUUGAGUAAAGGUUUCCUUGUCCCCUGCUGAUCUAC